Molecule: messenger RNA, 1113 nt
Organism: Colletotrichum spaethianum
Lineage: Eukaryota; Fungi; Ascomycota; Sordariomycetes; Glomerellales; Glomerellaceae
Exons: 1
Coding region: 1-1113 (370 amino acids)
Source: RefSeq, a predicted model, not a curated record
AUGUCCCCUAACGCGCCCGACACAUCGACGAACCUAGCUGAGGUAGCAUUCGCCGAUGCCGCCGAACCUUUCGUCCCAAAGCCCCUGAUCAACGACCUCCUGCGCACGCGCUACUGCAUCCCGGGGUCCAUCUUCCUUGUCGAAGACAUCGAGUCGCUCCCCGUCCCGCGGUCGAAACGAUGGCGCGCCGUGAGGCUGAUGCUCGGUGACGGUGAGCUCUGUGUACAGGCGUUGCUUCGCGGGGAGAUGCAUCGCUUCCUCGAUUCGGGAGCUGUGAGGGUUGGGUGCUACGUGCGCUUGGGGGAGUUCGCUGUUCGCUUCCAGGAUGUUGCGGGCGAUGGCGAUCAUUCUGGAGGGGCGCGGCAGAUGGUUUACUUGGUUGUCAACGAUCUGGUCACUGUCGGGUGGCACAGGUCUUUGACGGAGAUCAACGCGAUGCCCCAAAGAGCGCAGGAACACGCGGCAGAGGACGAUUUCGUCUCGGACAGCGACUUGGAUGUCGGCGACGUCGAGGCAGCCAAACCGCCUCCUCAAACACAAAUUCCUAGACCGAAUACAUUGCCACAAGCGACACCGAAGCUACAGCCUCGAGAGCUAGUUAUGGUGGAUGAUGAAGACGAAGAAGACGACGCAGAAGAAGGCUUCGAGGUUAUGCAAGUGUCGGAAACCAAGGCGACACAGCUGAGAGCUCAGUCGAAGAACAUGACAGCAACUGUCGCUCUCCCACGUGACUGGACAGACCCCAGCAUCCCGCUGAAGUUGACAGCUCUGCGAUCCAUUCCGAAUCUGCCCUACAAACAGAACUGGUCCGUUAACGUCCUCGCCAUCGUGACGUCCCUCUCCGAUGUCGAGCCUUCCCACAUGCCUCCGCACACCCAGCGGACGGCGCGACUAGCUGAUCCCAGCACCAGCAAACAAGUCAUCCUGACCGUCUUUCUUGACGCGGAAGAGUUCAACCCCAAAAUUGGCAGCGUCGUGCUCCUCGUCGGAGUCAAGAACCACCGAUUCGACGGCGGGUGCCUGAAAAAAUAUGUCAGCGACAAGCCUAAGCCGGGGCCCGGUGGUGGUUUGAGGAGCCGCGACAGUUCGAUUGGUGCGACGUGGAUGGGCUAA